Exophiala dermatitidis NIH/UT8656 is the source of this 4230-nucleotide messenger RNA. RefSeq lists its product as uncharacterized. The record is from RefSeq and is a predicted model, not a curated record. Lineage: Eukaryota; Fungi; Ascomycota; Eurotiomycetes; Chaetothyriales; Herpotrichiellaceae. Bases 3257 to 3583 code for a protein of 108 amino acids. The transcript is spliced from 4 exons.
AGGCAAGGUACCUUGCUACAGGCACCUGACAAGUGCUGUACCUGACUCUCUAGCACCACUGUAGGGUACUAUUCCCUGCUACCUACUACUGGCAGGUAGGUCGGUGUAGCAGAGUAAUAAAGCUGCUAACCGCAAGUUACUACUUAGGUACCUAGUUCUGCGAUAAACAGCCGAUAACAUGAAUGGGGCCGAGCGGCACAAACUUCACCUAGCUAGAUCCUGUGAGCUACCCAGCUGAGGCAGCCAACUGCACCUAUAAUCCCUCUAUGCUAGAGCGAACGAUACCAUAUAUGAGCCUGAAGUACUGUUCACAACUACCAGGUACUACUACAGCACAACUAUCUGUUGUGGUUGGGCUCCCUAGCCCUUACAGUAUGUUGGCGCAGGACUGUGCAGCGCAGGCGCAGGCGCAGGCCAGCUGCCAAACGCAAGGGCCUAGGGCGGGCCUUGAGGCAGGAAAUCCAUCCACAACUGCUGAUGCUCCUGCAGCAAUGCAAGGUCGGCACGAAUAUCACUAGACUGGCACCCUUCUACACACCAACCAGGCACUACUACUACUUGCUACCACUGUAUUAUGUGCUGGAAGAUCUCAACAAAUCACCCAGAUACCUCUCAAAUUGGUUAAACCUCGUUCAUGAACAGCGACUAUCGCGUGGUGAGCGGGUGUGAAGAUCCCAGCCUUAUAACAAUUUCCUACCUUUCUCUGUCGAUGAUGCUUUCGGUGUUUCGAGACACGAACCUCGCUGACCACUUUCAUGCACCACUGGUCUGCCAACCCAGACCUCACAUCUCCGGACAGCUUGAGGGUUGGCCAGUCAGGAGAUGGGAGCCGCCGUUCGAAUGACAAACCCAGCAAUUCCACAGGCGGAAAAGUGGCGAGCAGGCGAUUAGUAGCCAGAGGGUACACCAGCAGACCUGCAGGAAAAGCGAGGUGAGGGCAUCACUGGACGAGCAACGGCAGGUCAGAUGAUGCCCAUAAGAACCCGCUAUGCUGCAUGAUGUCUCCAUCAUCACUAACAAAAACCACACCCUGAUCCCGGAACUCCAUAUAGCACCCGCAAUUGCAGCUUUUAGGCUCGCCUGCUGCGAGGGUCAGGACCACUAGAACUCCCGACCUCCCGUUACAAGCCUCUCCUCCACUACUACUGUAUGAAGGCUUGCCGGCGUCUUGACCAGCCAGAUCUCAUCCAUUUACGAGAGAGAACGCGGACCCUUAAAGACUCCCUGACAUAGUGAUAGCCUGGCCGCUUGCUAACUACGAAUAAGGCUUCGCGCAAAAACUCUCCUUCCACGUGCUCCUCCAGACUCUGUCGACCACCACCAAUCACCUCCGGAGACGCCAGACGUCCGUGCCUUGACCAUGACUUACAGUCUCCUGGUCAGUCUCACUUUGCGGUUUCCGGUUACCGUGCUCUAGUGGGCAAAUGCCGGAAUAUCCAGAGUGACACAGCUGAUUCGAGCAUUGAUGCACAAAACAGCGCUUGUGCUGCCAUACUGGGAGAUCCAGCCUGACAGCCUGUACACAUCCCCUGGUGGUCAAGAGUCCGUUGCGGACAUCAUCUGAGAGCCACAUCUGGCACGGGCGAGAUAGGCAAGAACAAAGUGACCAGAGUAAUAAUAGGUAGCCGACAAGUGCGUGGACCUGGCGGGCCACUUCACCGAAUGGAUCAGCCAUUCAGGCAAGGCACUUCCGGGCUUUUAGUGGAGGGAUGCCGUCAACGUCAUCCAGCAUCCGCUAAGGGCCUUUCGGAACCUGGGAUUCGAGAGAUCGAUACUCCUACUACUAACCCACGGUCGAGCAAGCGAGGAGAAAUUAGUCUGAAGGAGUUCUCCAUCGUGCCCCCGUUUCCUCUGAUCAAAACUCAAAAUAACUCAGGUGUAGGCGGGCACGAGUAACCGCCUUCCAAGUUCCAAGAGUGGAUGAAAAUAUCAAUCUCAAAGCCUACGCCAGGACAGGGCUUUUCUACCACGAUGGCAGUGCAAGAGUUGGCCCCCUACUAUCGAACAAUGUGAGCCAUACCCGGGGUCGCUACGUACCUUAUCGCCAACCAACUCUUGGAGUUGUUUGCAGGAUCACUCUAAAGAAGACGUUGAAGUUCCCAACACCUGUGCCUGGUAGAUCAGGGCCUGUACCGAAGUUGCUACAGUACCUUGAUAGGCGCCUGGCAGGCCACCCGCCCUCAUAAACCACUUCAGGCAGUACUGGCAAGAUCAGAGGCUGAAAAUAUCAACACUUCUCAGAUCUAGCUUCCACGACCGUGCAGCCUCUGGCACGGCACACCAGACUGCUUGUCAGAAGAAGUUGCUGAUAAUUUACAUCCUAACUUUGUUCGAUCUAGGCGUUACGAAGGGUAUACACGAGACCGUUGGUCAAGCCAACCAGGGUCAGACGAGGGAUCCAUCCGCUCAUCAAGCACAGUCGCGAGUAUUCGCCCCUCGACAGCGGUACUCUAGUUUAAUUGCAUGUUGCACAGGUGAUCUAGCCUGUCGAUCGCUUGAUCCAUCUAGGCUAUUCUUGUUGACAGUUGAAUUCAGUCAACAAACACACCAACCCGAGAUUUCUACCCCUAAAAGCAUCGACGAAGGAACAGAUGAGGAUGUAGGCACCACUGCAGGAGGCAUAAUCAAGAUAUUGUCAUAUGAUACUGACAAUUGUGCAUAUCCCAGCGCAUUAAUAUUGCAGCUGCUUGUCACUCUCGGUGCACUGCUGCGGGCAAUGCGCCCUGUGGAGCACUAUAUCUGCAAGACUGCAGCCCCUGGCUACAGAGCAUGAAAAAGCAUGCGGUGCGACUCAGCUAGGAUCGAUUUUAGGCCACAGGGGUCUCGCCUCACCUUCAACCAUCCUACCUAUCAAGUGCAUCGCUGUGCCUGUCGUUGCAUGUUAGACCUUUUGGCCCCAAGUGAUGGAUGAUGAGCGCUUUUUGCAUCGGUUGGUCGAACCAUUGCGGAUGUGAGUGACGAAUCCGAGUCUUCGUGUGGCUCAUCUGGACUAUCAACCACCGUUCCUUUCGGUGGACGAGGCUGUCGACUCCCAACCGUUUUGGCGAGCUGUCAGCCGCAUUCUUGAAUCAAGUCGUUGAAGUCACCUGCCAUCAGCGACCUUCAAGCCACACGCGCCAUCCUCCCCAUUUUUUUGAUCUCCUCGGCCGCUCUAACCUGCUGCAGAAAAGGCUGAGCUGGAACAAGGCGUCCGUCAGGUAAGCAAGUCGCUGCGGCCAGGAGACACAAUCUUUGCCUUAUCCCUGCAGAAGCACGAAUGCGGCCUGUUGAGCUAGCAAUAAUGGGUGAAUCGACCAUGCAAUGCCCAUGCAUGUGCUCGACCUCGCUCCCUGCACGGUGGACUACCUCCAGUACCAAAUCUAUGUCUGUCGCCCUGCUGAGCGGCCCUCCAAGGCGUCACCGCAUGCCCUCGAGGCCACUUCGCACUGGCGAACGCAUUUUGCCUGAAGUACAGUCUACGUUCGUGGAGUGGCAAGGGGUAAGGACUUCGGGCCCGGAUUCUAGCGACAACAUGGACACAGUCAGUGAUGUUCACCGUAAAGAUACCACUGCAUAUUACUUCCCUGGAACAGGCACUGCAUAAUGGGGAUAUAGAGCAUUGCGUGUGUUGGUGGUACAAGCCUUCUAUUGUGCAGGGCUGUUCUGUCAGAUUCGGCAGCCGAAUUCAUCCGGACACGGCUCAAUUGACCAGGCGCUGCCAGAGCUUCCAUUAUAGUAUGGGCAGCAUAGUAGUAGGCGCAGCCAAUACUUCUCCAUAGCUGAUUGAAUAACCCAGCUCGAUCGGAUCCCUUUUGUUCUCUCGUGCUGUGGCGAGGUAUGCCAAAAAGACAUUCGCAACAAGUAAAAACGCCUGCAGAAGAGCCCACUGUAUUGAUACGACCGCGUGCAUGAAUUUCCCAGCCAGCGCUUUUCAAACAAGGGGUCCUUGCUCAGGAGUGAAGAGGCUAGUAAAACAAAUAUGUUGAAAGCAUGUCCGGAGGAAAAGGCAUCCCGGGCCAGCUGCUGCCAGAGAACGCAUCUAGUCACUCAGCCUUAGCAGCAGGAGUAUCACCAAGGGAAUUAAGGCAGAAUCUUGCGAGGCGCCGCCACUUAGAUCGGGGGUGGAAGCUGGUUUUGAGAGUCGGCUCGUUCGGCGAUCUCUUGCAGUUCUUCAGGCGCUCCUUCGAGAGAGACUGCCAGGCCGAGCUUGUGGGUGUUCUGUCAUGCGGUGUCAGUAAACCAUAGCUCAAC